AUGAAUAUUAGAUAAUUAGAUAAUAUCAUUUCAUGGCUCCUUUCUAAAUUCAAAUCCUCCCCAUAUAGAUGGAAUGAAUAAUAAGUACAUUCCUUUUGUGAAUCAGUUAAAUUAUAAUGGGCUGUGUCUAUCAUUACUGUAAAUGACUUCAUCAAAUAUUUAGAUUUAAACUACUCCAAAACAAAGGUCUAAUAAUUAUUAGGAAACAUAAAUCACAAUUAAUAAAUUAUAAAUACCUUUAUUAGAUGUUUGUACAAGAUAAUAUGAAGAAAUAUUAGAGUUGUGUAAUGCUUAAAGUAUUUAUAAAUUGAUAAGUCAUUCUAUGGAUAUUAAUCUUUAUUAUUAAAUCUAGAAAUUAAAAAUAUGGUCCCUCAUAGUUUUGAAAUAUCAACAUUAUAGAGAAAUAUUCAAAAAACAUUAUGGAUCUAAAUUAUUUUCAUAGUCAAAAUGUAAAAGUUGUACUGCUGAAAUUAGUUGUGCAUGUUAAAUAUUAACUAAAUUUUUAUAUGAAAUAGAAAUCUAUAUUAAGAGUAUAUAUGAAAACUUUAGUACUCAAACUUAAAAUAGAAGAUGUUCUAUGUAUAUCAGUUCAGAUAUCAUUAAUUUAUUGUUGAAAUCUAUAUCACAUCUACCUUAAUAUGAUUAAUAACCAUUAUUUUGGGAUAUGGAUGAUAUUAAGGUUUUAUUGCAUGUAAUCAAAUUCCAAGAUUUUUAUUAAUUGCUAUUUUAAAAUUAAAUUGAUGGAUUUAUUUUAUUAAUACUUGUAAAUCCACCUUUUAAGGAAGAUAAUCUAUUUUUAAAAUGUCUAUUGAUGAGUUAAUAAAAUAUUACAUAAAAGUCUUCAAACCUACUUUAUCAAAAUAGAUAAAGUAUGGUCAGAAAUACUAUGUAAACUGCAAGCAAAUAUCAUUAAAUAAAUCAAUUUCUUCAUUUAUUGCAUUAUUUAUUGCAAAUUUUAAGUUUAGCUGCUUAUAAAAAUUAAGAAUCCUAUACAGAAUAUAAAUAAUUAGGAUAGAGAAAAGUUAGUCAAAUUAGAUGGAUAUCUUUAUAUUAUUUCACAAAAGAUACUUAAGUAGGAUAUGCUAAUAGAAAAUCUAUAUUAACAGAAUAAUUUAAGAGAUCAUCAAGAUCUUAUGGAAAUGUCGAAUAAUAAAUUAAAAAUAGAAAUAAAACAGAAACUUUAGAUUAAUUUGAAAUUAAUAUAAUGGUUAAAGAUCAAAGUUUAGAAUAAAUUAAAAAAUAGUUUAGUCAACCUAAUGUUACACAUUCAGCAACAACUUCACCUAUUACUUAAAGAGAGACUAAUUGGAUCAAAUUUAAAAAUUAAAAUGUUCAUGGAUUUAAUAUUGAAGAUACUGUUUAUAGAGGUAGUUCGUUUAUGAUGUAUUUUUUUAUAAUAAUUUAAGACCAGAUAAUGAUGGUUAGGUAUCAGAAUAAGAAAGGGAUAGAUAAAAUACAGAAACAAACGUAUAAUUAGAAGAAGAAAUAUUAUUUGUUGGAAAUGGCAAUCCAUCUUAAGAAGAACAAUCCUAAUUAUUAUCUAAUUAAGAAGAAGAACAACAAUAAGAACUAAAUGAUUAAAUGUAGUAAUCAGUGGCAUUCAUGUAAUAAUCUGUAUUAAUUUAAUAAUAAUCUUAACCAUUAUAAAAAGAUUAAUAAUAAUAAGAUAUGGGUUAAUCUGUUAUUUUAGGUUAAUCUAAUGUUAUGUAGUAAUCUAUAAUGAUGUAAUAAUCAACAAUGAUGUAAUAAUCAAAUUUAUUAAAUAAAUCGAUCUAAAUAUAAUAGAUUAUUGAAUAAUAAGAUAAUUAACGAGUAGAGUACUUAUUAUAAAAUAAUUUUUAGAUUUAAUAAUAGAAAUCAAUCAAAGAAUAAAUUUUAAAAAGAUUAGAAAGAUUAACUCUUCAACCAUCAUUUGAUUUAUUUUAACUUUCAUAUUAAACACAUUUGAAAUUGAAAUGUGAUGAGUAAUAAAAGGUAAAUAAUAAUAUUAUUAAAAUUAGUUAAAAAUUAUUAAUAUUUAAGGAGCAAGUUUUGGUAGAAAUGAAGAUUGCACAUUUGCCUUUACAGAUCAUUCAAAAAUUAGUAGCAAACAUUGUUAAAUUUAUUAUAAAGAUAGUAAUUUUUUAUAAAUAAAAUGACAGAAGCUUUUUAUCUAAUUGAUGUUGGAUCUAAGGGGGGCACUUUUAUAAAAAUAAACCAUAAUUUUGUAAUAGAAAAAGAUAUGUCAGUAUAUAUUGGUAAUAGAUUUGCCUUUAAAAUAAUUGACAUAAAUACAGAGACAGGAUUUUUAGAAGUGCGUUAUGAACAUGAAGGUUUAGCAAAAAAUAAAUCAAUACAAUUAAAGAGAGGUGAUAAAUUUUAAAUAGGAAGAGAAAAAUCUAAGAAUGAUUUUACAUUUAUGCUUUCAUAGUAAAUUUAUUAUAUUAAAGAAUAUAGAUGUAAUAGAUUAAUGAGUGCAAAACAUAUGGAAAUUUAUUAUGAUUAUAAUUUUAAAGCUGGAUCAAUAAAAUUAAUGAUAAAUGACUUAGAAAGUAAAAAUGGUACAUGGUUACGUCUAAGUGAAAAAUAAGUUGUUAGUUCUCCGUUUCAUUUAUAAAAAGGAGCGAAAUUUAAUUUAUCAUUUGAAUUAAUAUUCGAUGUCUUUGAGUUGGUAUGUGAUGUAUGA
Paramecium sonneborni is the source of this 2665-nucleotide messenger RNA. The record is from the annotation of a GenBank genome assembly. Lineage: Eukaryota; Ciliophora; Oligohymenophorea; Peniculida; Parameciidae.